Auanema sp. JU1783 is the source of this 648-nucleotide messenger RNA. The record is from the annotation of a GenBank genome assembly. Lineage: Eukaryota; Metazoa; Nematoda; Chromadorea; Rhabditida; Rhabditidae.
AUGGUUGGUGUUUUGUUUACGAUCGGAGACACCAAUGUUUAUGAGCAAGAUUUAAAAUCGUUUGAACCAGGCCAAUGGUUAACUGAUAACGCCAUCUCUUUUGCAUUAGAAUACAUUACUUCAGCUUGCGAAGAACCAAAUAGAGAACAAAAGCACAUUGUAUACCCUUGCUUUACGGAAGCAUUAAAGCAUUGCUCAGUUGAAGAAGUUCCAAUUUUUCUAGGAAACCCUGAAGACUUGAUAAAUAAGACGCUUCUUGUUAUCGUGAGCGAUAAUACUGAUCCUAAUGAAAUAUUGGGUGGUCAUCAUUGGACACUUCUUAUGUGGCAUGACGAUUCCAAAUGUUUUUACUUCUUUGACAGUAUGAAUGGACGUUAUCACAAUUUUGUUCCUAAGAUUGCUAGAAGAAUAGCUGAGCAUAUGUAUGGGAAAGGUUUCCAGUACACAAUUGAUAUUAAAAACGGGACGCAGCAAGAGAAUGCAUCUGAUUGUGGAAUGCAUGUGAUAGAGUUGUGCCGCACGCUGAUGAAUUCUUCCAUAGAAGAAAUUUCCAAUUUGAAGUUGGAUACUAACACCCUCACUGAAAAAAGGAAAAACUGGAUAGCUAUUGGUCAUACUUUGACCAAUCAGGAGUUGAAAAAAGAGUGA